Molecule: messenger RNA, 879 nt
Organism: Thelazia callipaeda (thelaziosis nematode)
Lineage: Eukaryota; Metazoa; Nematoda; Chromadorea; Rhabditida; Thelaziidae
Source: the annotation of a GenBank genome assembly
AUGGCGCAGCCACGAGAGCAACGUGUUAGUAGAUGGUACUUUGGUGGUACGGCGUCUGCAGGUGCUGCCAUGUGUACUCAUCCUCUGGAUUUGCUUAAGGUUCAUUUACAAACUCAGCAGCACGGUAAGGUUGGCAUUGUUGAGAUGACAAUGAGAAUAGUACGAAACGAUGGUGUUCGUGGUCUCUACAACGGUAUUUCAGCAUCUUUGUUACGACAGAUGACCUAUUCGUUGACACGUUUCGGUAUGUAUGAACAACUGAAGAAACAGUUUCCUGGAGACUCCACUUCUAUUCCGUUCUACCAAAAAGCUGCACUGGCAGGUUUGAGUGGAGCAUGUGGAGGUUUCAUUGGUACCCCUGGAGAUAUGGUCAAUGUACGUAUGCAGAAUGAUAUGAAGUUACCACCUGCAGAAAGACGAAACUAUAAGCAUGCAAUUGAUGGGUUAUUUCGAGUAAUGAGUGAAGAAGGCUUUACAAAGCUUUUUAAUGGAGCCGCAAUGGCCACGUCGAGGGCGAUUUUCAUGACUAUCGGCCAGCUGUCAUUCUACGACCAAAUCAAGCAAAUGGCCAUUGCAACAGGGUACUUUAAAGAUAAUCCAACGACACAUUUCGGAUCUUCUAUUGCUGCGGCAUCUAUUGCAACGGUGUUGACUCAGCCACUAGAUGUUAUGAAAACGCGUAUGAUGAAUGCGAAACCGGGUCAAUUCAAUAGUAUUAUGUCAUGCUUUGUCUACACGGCAAAACUUGGGCCAGCUGGCUUCUUCAAGGGCUUUAUGCCAGCAUGGGUACGUCUCGCACCACAAACGAUUCUUACGUUCAUCUUUUUGGAACAGCUUCGCCUGAAUUUUGGCUAUUUCCGAACUUCUCCACCGAAAUGA